AAACCGUAAGCCCGUAUGCAAUAGUGGUCGCAGUUCGACCAUUUGAUCUAGGCAUUCCCACGCGGUAUUCUUGCAACACGGCAGCCCGGCUCGCUAUCCCCCGUUCGAACCCUGUGUUGCCCUUUGCACCAUUUCCGUACACUGACAUCCAUUUUCCCCGCUACAAUGGCCGACUUCGACAUAGAGAAGAAGCCGAGUAUGGUGAAGCCAGGAUCCAGCAGUGAGAAUGCGUCAGGAAAUGAUGAUUCUGACGCACUCAGGCUGGCCGAGAUGGGUUAUACCCAGGAUUUGCAGCGCAACUUCUCAAUUAUCUCGCUUAUUGGCAUUGCGUUCUGUAUGUCCAACUCCUGGUUCGGUAUCUCCGCAUCAUUGAUCACCGGUAUCAGUUCUGGUGGAACAGUCCUCAUCGUCUACGGGUUGAUCUGGAUUGGUUUCAUUUCAACUUGUGUGGGUGCCUCACUGUCAGAACUGGCCAGCGCCAUGCCCAAUGCCGGUGGGCAAUAUUUCUGGGCCAAUGAACUUGCGCCUAAGAAAUACGCCCGCUUUGCAUCCUACUUUACCGGCUGGUUCGGGUAUGCUGGUGCCAUUUUUGCCUGUGCUAGUGUUGCACUCAGCCUUGGAUCCGCUGGAGUAGGAAUGUGGCAACUUGGCCAUCCUGAAUUUGUUCCAAAGCCAUGGCAUACUGUGGUGGCAUAUCAGCUCAUAAACUUCUUUUGUUACCUCUUCAACUGCUGGGGCAAAUCUCUGCCGGCAGUUGCAAAGGUCACGUUAUACAUUUCGCUGCUUUCCUUUUUCGUGAUCCUGGUCACUGUGCCUGCCUGCGCCAAGACUCAUGCCAGUGGAGCAUAUGUGUUUGGUCAUUUCGUCAACUCGACUGGAUGGGAGUCAGACGGCAUGGCAUUCAUCGUUGGCCUGAUCAAUCCCAACUGGAUUUUUGCCUGCUUGGACUCGGCGACUCAUCUUGCAGAGGAAGUGCCACAGCCCGAGAGAAACAUCCCCAUUGCUAUUAUGUCCACAGUUGCUAUUGGUUUCACCACGGCCUGGUUCUACUGUAUCUCCAUGUUCUUCAGUCUUAGUGACCUGAACAAGCUCCUCAACACAGCCACCGGAGUCCCUAUCCUGGAGCUUUACUAUCAAGCACUUGACAAUGUGCCCGGCGCCAUUGUCUUAGAGACAUUGUUGCUGGUCACUGGAAUGGGAUGUCUGAUUGCGUGUCACACCUGGCAGUCUCGCCUCUGCUGGGCGUUUGCUCGUGACCGUGGUAUCCCCGGACAUAAGUGGCUCUCUCAGGUCAAUCAUACCCUCGAUGUGCCGUUGCACGCCCACAAUGUCAGCUGCUUUAUUGUUGGCGUCCUCGGACUGCUCUACCUCGGUUCCUCCACGGCUUUCAACAGUAUGGUGACCGCGUGCAUCACUCUGUUGUACAUAUCGUAUUCGUGCCCCAUCCUUUGCCUCUGGUAUCGCGGUCGUAAUAACAUUAAGCACGGUCCUUUCUGGCUUGGAAAGUGGGGUCUCUUCUGCAACAUCGUUACCAUCGCGUGGACCGCUUUCUGUCUCGUUAUGUACUCCUUCCCAUCAACGAUGCCGGUGCACACAGGCAACAUGAACUAUGUCUCAGCUGUAUACGGUGUCGUGGUCUUCAUUGUCCUGUGCGACUGGUUCGCUCGAGGCAGACGUUCGUACAAAGGCAGUGUCAGCUGCGUCGAAGGUGACAGUGCAUCCGAGUAAAGGCGGACAUUGAUUGUCCCGCACUUCGCUUCUUCAUUCCUCUAUUCUGAACAUAUAUUAUUUUUUGUGAUUUGAAAGCGUUUUCCCAUCAGUUAUGAAUGAUUCGGUCACAGUGAAGC
This is a messenger RNA of Aspergillus alliaceus, 1847 nucleotides long. RefSeq names its product putative choline transport protein Ctr. The transcript is spliced from 3 exons. The coding region runs from base 166 to 1728 and encodes 520 amino acids. Gene Ontology annotation, molecular function: transmembrane transporter activity. The record is from RefSeq and is a predicted model, not a curated record. Lineage: Eukaryota; Fungi; Ascomycota; Eurotiomycetes; Eurotiales; Aspergillaceae. Gene Ontology annotation, biological process: transmembrane transport. Gene Ontology annotation, cellular component: membrane.